AUAUAAAUCCUUACCGCGCACGUCUCGCCCUCCUCCCGCUCCUACCUUCCACUGCAUCCUCACCACUUCCGCCGCACAUUUCCCUUCACCUAGCGCGGUGGGUGCGAUCAGUGUGUGUCCGGCCGGCAGCACUUCCUUUGCCAUGGAGAAGGCCCGAAGCCACGGCAAGCUCCCGAACCCGCCACCGCUCAAGCCACCGCGUCGGGUGCGCGGUGACCGCGACCGCGCGUCCGGCGCGUCCUUCUCGGCGUCGCUCCUAGACGCAAUCUACCACUCCCUCGAUGAGCACAGCGACGCCGACACCACCACCACGCGUCGCUCGGAGGAGAAGGCGCUUGCGCCGGCGCCGGCGCAGUUCUGGUGGGCGGGCAAGCCCAAGCAUGCGGCGGCCGCGGACAGGCACCGUCGUCGCCCCGACACGGGGCCGGCGGCUCGCCCGCGGCACUCGGGGUACGCAUCGUCCACCACCUCCUCCUCCGACUCCACCUCCAGCUACAGCUUCUCCUGCUCCUCCGCCUCGACCACCGACACCGAGUGCACGCGCCGCCGACGCAGCCCGCCUCCGCCACGGCGCCAGCUGGAGGACUUCGUCGCCCCAGACGGCGCGGAUGCCACAGGCGUGCUCCCGCCCAGCGAGAAGGCGAAAAAGAAGGGCAGGCCGUGUUUCCCUGUGGCGAGGCUCCGGCCAAGAGAUGCAGCGCCAUCCUCGCCCGGACAAGCGCUGCCGCCGUCACCAGCCACGUUCGCCUGCGCCCUCAAGGCUCUGUUCACCUCCGGCCGUCUCCCAAGGAAGCCCAAGAAACCGACACGCAUCCCACCUUCGCACAUACUGCCCGAGCUACCGGAGCCAUCAUGCACGUCGGCGACGACCGAUGCGAGCACGGUGCAAAGGAGGUGCGUGCGGUUCUGCUCGGACGCCGAGGCGUCGGUGGUGGUGCGGCGCAGGGUCGAGGAGCUGGUGCGGAGCCUCGGGGAGCUGGAGGAGGACGACGAGGGGAGCGACUCCAGCUCCGAUCUCUUCGAGCUCGAGAGCCUUGCCGGCGCGAACGGCGACGAGCUGCCCGUGUAUGGCACCACCAGCCUCGUGGCAAAUCGCGCGAUCGCGCAUGCCGCGGUUUUCUAGUUCCUUUCAUGCAGAAAAGAAAGAAAUGGAAAAGGUUGUAAGAAUCCCCAAAAAAAAAGUAGCCAAAGAAAUUUUAUGCUGUUGACGGCAUUUCAUCAGUUCCAUUAUGUUUGUAUUUUGUACA
Molecule: messenger RNA, 1247 nt
Organism: Lolium perenne
Lineage: Eukaryota; Viridiplantae; Streptophyta; Magnoliopsida; Poales; Poaceae
Biological process (GO): auxin-activated signaling pathway
Source: RefSeq, a predicted model, not a curated record